AUGCCACCCCUGGAUUUCACCAUGACACCGUGCGAAGCCUGUGGGGAAAUAUCGACGCAGAAUGAGGAGAUGAUUGCUUGUGAUAACUGUGAGCGAUGGUAUCACACUCGUUGUGUAGAUGUUACGGCGGCAGACAAAAAAGGCAAGAAAUGGUUCUGUCCUGAAGAUGUCUGCCAAGCGGCUUCCCAAGACUACCAGAAACGGAAGAAAAUGUCACGGUCGAAGAAUAACGCGGAAGAUUCGGAUAGUUUGACUACGAAAUCCGGAGAACGUCAACAUCCGCCAGUAUCUCCUUCCUUGCAAAAUAAAAUCAAAGAAAUGGAAGUGGAGAAAAAGCGUUUGGAAGAAGAAAUGGACGCAGAAUAUUUACUGAAGGUAAAGGAACUCGAAUUAAGAAAAUCAAUGCGAGAGAAAAAAAUGCGUUUAGAAAGAGACUUGCGUGAAAGGGAGCUGCAGUAUGAUAGAGAGCUUCGUGAGAAGGAAAUCAAAGAAACAAAGUCUCAACAUCGUAGAGAACUUCAGGAAAAGAAGGAUCAUUUAUGCCGUCUGAAGAAGAUACAAGAUCUUCACGAAGCAGAAAUGUCGUUUGUAAAAGAGCAAUUAGAAAAGGUAAAAUUGGAGAACAGUGGAAAAAUGCAGAAAUCAUCGGUUGAUCCACGACAAAGUUCUUCUAAAUUGCAAGGGCGGAAAGGUACGCCAUCGCGUAGUCCGGCGCUUGACAGUAAAAAUCUAACGGUUGAAAAUGAGAUGUCAGAUGAAAAUAAUGAUGACAUUGAUGAUGAAAAUAUCCAGUCAGGACGCUGCGCACAUUAUAUCGAGCAGUACGGUAAUGUUCCGAAUGAUUCCGGUGCAAGUGCCUCAGUAACUUUGAUCGAAAGCAAGUUGGCAGAUCGCUUAGGGCUUUCAGGGGUACAGGAAAAACUCACUAUUAAGUGGACUGCAGAGGUUACACGAGUGGAGAAAGCAUCGAGGCGAAUGAACGUCUGGGCUUCCGCUGUUGGAGCGAGAAAUCAAGGGAAGCUGUUACUGCAAACGGUUCGUACAGUCGAAAGAAUGAUGUUGCCUCAUCAAACGCUAAACGCGAUGCAGUUGGCGUCGAAGUACGAGCACUUACGUGGUUUGCCAAUCGAAUCCUACGAUGGUAGGCCGGAACUUCUGAUCGGUUUAAAUAACAUUCACUGUUUUGCACCGGUAGAGGCGAAAAUCGGUACUACAGUCGAUCCAAUUGCGGUUCGAUGCAAGCUUGGGUGGACGAUCUACGGACCGAGACAAGCAGACUCAUCGUUAGGAAAGAAUUAUCUGGGAUUCCAUCAAGAAGUUUCGAAUGAAGUAAUCCAUGAAAUUCUAAAAAGCCACUAUGCAUUAGAAGAAUCGGUGGUAAACGUUCAGCAGGAAUCGGCUGAGGACAAACGAGCUCGCUCGAUCUUAGAACGGACGACAAAGCGCGUGGGUAGUCGAUUUGAAACCGGUCUUCUGUGGAAUUCAGAUGCCGUAUGUUUUCCUGAUAGUUAUCCCAUGGCUCUCAAACGAAUGAAGCUGCUAGAGAAGAAGUUGGGAAAAACGCCCGAAUUGUUUCAGAACGUCCGUAACCAGAUAACAGAAUAUCGAGACAAGGGUUAUGCUCAUCUAGCCACGGCAGAUGAAUUGAUCGACACUGACGAUAAAAAGGUUUGGUAUCUCCCGCUAAACGUCGUACUGAACCCGAAGAAACCAGGAAAGGUUCGUAUAGUUUGGGAUGCGGCGGCAACUGUGCAAGGAGUUUCAUUGAAUUCCAUGUUGCUGAAAGGACCUGAUCUACUCGUCCCACUUGUGUCGGUGAUAGUUGGAUUCCGUGAACGAAAAAUCGCUUUCGGCGGGGAUAUCAGAGAGAUGUACCAUCAGUUGAAGAUCACUUCGGAAGACAAGCAUGCACAGCGUUUCCUGUUCCGGGAUAGCUGCAAUGAGUCACCUAAAAUCUACGUGAUGGACGUCGCAACAUUUGGGUCGAAGUGUUCCCCGGCAUCGGCGCAGUACGUGAAAAACCGGAAUGCAGAAGAAUAUGCUACUCAAUUCCCGGAGGCAGCGGCAGCGAUCAUCGACCGCCACUACGUUGAUGAUUACUUUGACAGCGUCGACACAAUUGAUGAAGCAGUAGAGCGAGCAAAGCAGGUGAGUUACAUCCAUAAACAAGCUGGAUUCGAUAUUCGCAAUUGGGUGUCUAAUUCGCCGCUUUCGGCUUUGGGAGAAGAGAAAUCGAUGGGGCCCGUUCUGUUUAACCAAGAUAAACAAAUGUAUGGUGAGCGUGUACUAGGAGUGGUUUGGGAUCCUACACAAGACAUGUUUGCGUUUACUGUACAACAUCGUGAUGAAGUUCGAGCCUAUUUGUACGAUGGUAAGCGCCCGACAAAGCGUAUCGUUUUGAGCUGUGUUAUGGGAUUUUUCGAUCCACUGGGUUUGCUAUUUCUUUUUACGAUCCAUGGUAAAAUAAUCGUUCAACAUUUAUGGCGAACCGGAUGUGAAUGGGAUCAACUGAUCGAUGAGAACUGUUGGGCUAAAUGGAAGCAAUGGACAGAAUUACUUCCGGAGGUAGAGUCGUUACGCAUACCACGAUGCUAUCUAGGUGAAGCUGUAUCGUCGUCCAUUGACUCUUUGGAACUGCACAUUUUUACGGAUGCGAGUGAGCAUGCUUACGGUUGUGUCGCAUAUCUUCGUGCGUCGAAGAAUGGAAUCGUACACUGUAGUCUGGUAAUGUCACGAGCAAAGGUAGCUCCACUCAAAAGACAAUCUAUUCCUCGAUUAGAAUUGAUGGCCGCAGUUCUCGGCGCACAUUCACGAACGGUUCUCUCGUGGCUGUGUUCGGACACGUACAGAUAUAAGCAGUUCGUGGCAUUUCGAGUAGGAGAAAUUCUUGAAUUGACGGGGAUGACGGCUUGGCGCUGGGUCCCAACAAAACAAAACGUUGCGGACGUACUCACAAAGUGGGGACGAGGUCCUCCGUUGCAGAACGAUGCUGAAUGGAGAAAUGGUCCCAGUUUUCUGUAUAAAUCACACGACCAAUGGCCAUCAAUGGAAAAUACUGUCGAGACGGACGAAGAAUCAAGAGGAGUAAUGCUAUUCCAUGCUGUUGUUAAGGCUGAAGCAUUUUCUCAUUGGACUAAGCUAGUCAGAGUGACGGCAACAGUGGUGCGUUUUAUUUCUAACUGCCGGCGCAAGUUGGCUGGACAGUCGAUUGUUACAUCGAAAGCGACGAAAAAUCAGCUACGUUUCAUUAAAAAGGAAAACAAUAACGUUCAGAGACCCCUCCAGCAGGACGAAAUGUACAAAGCCGAAACCAUUUUAUGGAAGCAGGCGCAGUUUGACAGUUUUCCUGACGAGAUGAGUACGAUGACGGAAAAUCUACAGCGGAAGCCGGAUCGGCCAAUGAAGAAAAUUGAACGAUCUAGUUGUUUGUACAAAUUGUCGCCGGUGAUGGACGUAGAAGGUGUACUGAGAGUGCGAGGCAGGCUAGAGAAGAACGAAACAAUCCCGUUCGACAAAAGAUACCCGAUUAUUCUAUCCCGGAAGCAUGAAAUCACAAGAAAGUUGAUUAUGCAUCUUCAUGAAAAGUAUGGUCAUGCAAACCGCGAAACUGUCUUCAACGAGUUGAGGCAGAAAUUCUGGAUACCAAAUGCUCGCGCUGCUAUUCAGCAAGUUACGAAAGAAUGUGUGUGGUGCAAGGUUAAUCGAUGUUUGCCUUCCGUACCAAUGAUGGCUCCGUUACCAGUUCAAAGAAUUACGUCUCAUUUGCGGCCAUUCAGUUCAGUCGGCGUUGAUUACUUGGGUCCGGUCGAGGUCUCGGUAGGACGUAGGAAAGAGAAAAGAUGGAUCGCCGUCUUUACGUGUAUGGCUGUUAGAGCUGUACAUCUCGAGAUUGUACACACUUUAACGACGCAAUCUUGUUUAAUGGCCAUCCGUAGAUUCGCGUGCAAGCGAGGAGCUCCGGAACAAAUAUUUUCGGAUAAUGCAACGUGUUUUCGUGGAGCAGAUGCCGUGAUGGAGAAGACGAAAAAGAAAAUCCACAGUGAAUGCGCAGAAAAAGUCUCGUCAGCGGUGACGGCAUGGCACUUUAAUCCUCCAGGAACGCCGCAUAUGGGCGGCGUAUGGGAACGCAUGGUACGAUCCGUUAAGGAAGCAAUGCGUGCGUUGGACGACGGGCGGAAAUUGACAGACGAAAUCCUCGCCACUACGCUGGCCGAAGCUGAAGAUAUUAUUAAUACGCGGCCACUGACUUAUAUUCCACAACAAUCAGCCGAGGAAGAAGCUAUUACUCCAAACCAUUUUCUGCGCGGAACCGUAACCAAUACGGAUAAGAAGAUGGAUGAUUCUGUUGAUUUUGCUGAUGCUCUGCGAGAUGUUUACAAACGAUCGCGGUACUUGGCUGAUAAAAUGUGGGACCGGUGGUCGAAGGAAUACUUGCCGUCACUAACUCAUCGCUCUAAAUGGAUGGAGGAUCAAAAGCCAAUAAAGACUGGAGAUCUAGUGUUCGUGAUAGACGGAAAGAAUAGGAGAAACUGGGUACGUGGACGAGUACAAGAAGUAAUAGAAGGAGCUGAUGGAAGAAUCCGUCAAGCAAAUGUAAAGACUGCAGAUGGAAAAGUGCAUCGACGUGCUGUGGCUAAUUUGGCGGUGUUAGAUGUUCAGGAUGGUAAAUCUGGUAUUUCCGGAGAACCUACCGGAUGUUACGGGCUGGGGAUUGUUCACACCGCUGGGCAGUCACCGUCGAACAAAAAGGAUGUCGGCGAAAUCACCGAACCCCUUUUCAAGUGA
Malaya genurostris is the source of this 4785-nucleotide messenger RNA. RefSeq lists its product as uncharacterized. Bases 1 to 4785 code for a protein of 1594 amino acids. The transcript has 3 exons. NCBI's taxonomy places the organism in Eukaryota, Metazoa, Arthropoda, Insecta, Diptera, Culicidae. Gene Ontology annotation, molecular function: nucleic acid binding. The record is from RefSeq and is a predicted model, not a curated record. Gene Ontology annotation, biological process: DNA integration.